Messenger RNA from Talpa occidentalis (Iberian mole), 3866 nucleotides. RefSeq names its product Rho GTPase activating protein 44 (gene ARHGAP44). Gene Ontology annotation, biological process: regulation of dendritic spine morphogenesis; signal transduction; negative regulation of Rac protein signal transduction. The record is from RefSeq and is a predicted model, not a curated record. The coding region runs from base 68 to 2488 and encodes 806 amino acids. Gene Ontology annotation, molecular function: GTPase activator activity; protein binding. Lineage: Eukaryota; Metazoa; Chordata; Mammalia; Eulipotyphla; Talpidae. Gene Ontology annotation, cellular component: intracellular anatomical structure; postsynaptic density; dendritic spine. The transcript has 20 exons.
CCCUGCGGCGGGCGCCGGGCUGCUCCGUCCUUCCUCGGCUCCCGGGCUAGCGCGGCAGCGGGGCACGAUGAAGAAGCAGUUCAAUCGCAUGCGCCAGCUGGCCAACCAGACGGUGGGCAGGGCAGAAAAGACUGAAGUUCUGAGUGAAGACCUUCUGCAGGUGGAGAAACGGCUGGAACUAGUGAAGCAGGUGUCCCACAGCACGCACAAGAAACUCACUGCUUGUCUUCAGGGCCAGCAAGGGGCAGAAGCUGACAAGCGUUCCAAAAAAUUGCCUUUGACAACACUGGCUCAGUGUUUGAUGGAAGGGUCAGCUAUCCUGGGAGAUGACACGCUUCUCGGGAAGAUGCUGAAACUUUGUGGAGAGACGGAGGACAAGCUAGCCCAGGAGCUGAUUCAUUUUGAACUCCAAGUCGAGAGAGAUGUGAUUGAGCCCCUGUUUUUGCUGGCUGAGGUAGAAAUCCCAAAUAUUCAAAAACAGAGGAAACAUUUAGCAAAGUUGGUGCUGGACAUGGAUUCUUCACGAACAAGGUGGCAGCAGACUUCCAAGUCUUCGGGUUUGUCCAGCAGUUUACAGCCUGCGGGUGCCAAAGCCGACGCCCUCAGGGAGGAGAUGGAGGAGGCUGCCAACAGAGUGGAGAUUUGCAGGGACCAGCUUUCAGCUGACAUGUACAGUUUUGUGGCCAAAGAAAUUGACUAUGCAAACUACUUUCAAACGCUAAUAGAAGUACAAGCUGAAUAUCACAGGAAGUCAUUGACACUCUUGCAGGCUGUGUUGCCUCAGAUAAAAGCACAACAAGAGGCCUGGGUAGAGAAGCCUUCCUUUGGGAAACCCCUGGAGGAGCACCUCAUGAUCAGCGGCCGGGAGAUUGCCUUUCCCAUUGAGGCAUGUGUGACGAUGCUGCUUGAAUGUGGGAUGCAGGAGGAGGGACUCUUCCGAGUGGCCCCAUCUGCCUCCAAGCUGAAGAAGCUGAAAGCUGCGCUGGACUGCUGCGUGGUGGAUGUGCAGGAGUACUCAGCAGACCCCCAUGCCAUUGCAGGAGCUUUGAAGUCUUACCUCCGAGAGUUACCAGAACCUCUUAUGACCUUUGAACUUUAUGACGAGUGGAUUCAGGCUUCCAAUAUCCAGGAGCAAGACAAGAGGCUGCAGGCUUUGUGGAAUGCUUGUGAGAAAUUACCCAAGGCCAAUCACAACAACAUCCGAUACUUGAUCAAAUUUUUAUCCAAGCUGUCAGAAUAUCAAGAUGUAAACAAGAUGACUCCCAGCAACAUGGCAAUUGUGUUAGGACCCAACCUCCUAUGGCCCCAGGCAGAAGGGAACAUCACGGAGAUGAUGACCACAGUAUCUCUGCAGAUUGUUGGGAUCAUUGAACCCAUCAUCCAGCAUGCGGACUGGUUCUUCCCUGGGGACAUAGAGUUCAACAUCACAGGGAAUUAUGGGAGUCCAGUCCACGUGAAUCACAACGCCAACUACAGCUCAAUGCCCUCCCCAGACAUGGACCCCGCAGACCGGCGCCAACCCGAGCAGGCCCGCCGGCCCCUCAGCGUUGCCACGGAUAAUAUGAUGCUGGAGUUUUACAAAAAGGAUGGCAUGGGCGUGAGGGUCAUGGAUACAUCCUGGGUGGCUCGAAGAGGCUCCUCUGCCGGCCGAAAAGCGUCCUGCGCCCCACCCACCAUGCAGCCUCCCGCCCCGCCCGCCGAGCUUGCUGCGCCUCUGCCAUCGCCCCUUCUGGAGCAGCCCCCAGAUGGCCCCACAGUGCCCUCGCUUUCUCCAUCUAGCUUGGGCCCCCAGCCCGGGGCUGAGCGGACCAGCACUUCCAAAAGCAAGGAGCUUUCUCCAGGAUCUGCACAGAAAGGAAGUCCAGGCUCCAACCAGGGGGCACCCUGUGUGGGAACGCAGCCAGGGGCACAACCAGGCGCAGGCCCCAGCCAGCUACCUGCAGACCAGAGCCCUCACACCCUGCGGAAAGUUUCUAAGAAGUUGGCACCAAUUCCACCCAAGGUCCCCUUUGGCCAGCCGGGGACUAUGGCUGACCAGUCCGCCGGCCAGCCAUCCCCACUCAGCUUGUCCCCCACCCCACCUAGCACCCCUUCACCCUACGGACUUAGUUACCCUCAGGGGUACUCCUUGGCCUCAGGCCCGCUCUCCCCGGCUGCAGCUCCUCCCCUGGCCUCUCCUUCCGUCUUCACAAGCACUUUAACCAAAUCGAGGCCCACCCCUAAGCCCCGGCAGAGACCCAGUCUGCCACCACCUCAGCCUCCCACAGUAAACCUCCCAGCCUCUAGUCCACAGUCCACGGAGCACCCCGUGCUAGACGGCAUGUCCCCGGGGGAAAGCAUGUCUACAGAUCUUGUCCAGUUUGAUAUCCCCUCCAUCCACGUAGAGCUCGGGUCGACGCUCCGCCUGAGUCCCCUGGAGCACGUGCGGCGACACUCGGUGACUGAGAAGAGGGACUCAGAGGAAGAGUCUGAGAGCACCGCCCUCUGACAUGGCGCCCUGCCCCCGACACGCGUGUACAUACAUGAGCCCCAGACAGACACAUACCGCCAGAGCUCCCUGGGCUUGCCAAGUGUUCUCCGUUGGCUCCUUGCUGUCACUGCCAACUCGAGGUUGGAGUUUUGCAGAAAACUGCCCUCUCCAGCCCGUGUGGCAAAUGUCGGUGGUACAGAUUGUGUUUGUUCCCUUCAGGUGGUGACUUUGGCCUUUUUUUUUGAUCUUUGCCUUUUGACUUUGUGCCUAUUUUAAUCCACUUUCAACUUCCAUGCCAAGCAACACCCCUCUCUUGACCCAAGAGAGUGCCUGUGGGCAAUGUCCUUUGCAGGGUGGGGGUGUGGGGGAGUUGUCUAUUAGACCUGGGGGCUGCCUCUUGCACCCUGAGAGCUAACAUCAAGCCUGGCUAUGUCAGCUGUAGAAGUGUAAGGGGACCCUUACACUUCCUUCAGGAUGAACCCUGGAAUUCUAGGCAUCUUGGGGCACAGACUUUUGCCUGCUGGAGGGGAGGGCCAGCCACUAUGAAAGCCUAUAGGGCUGCCAUUAAUUGGUGGCAUCUAAAGUAAAUGGCCUGGAACAGAAAUUGUUUCUUAUGUCUGAUUUAAAAAAAAAUAAAUAUGAUUUUGAGGGUGUCUGGAGGAACCAAAGGUAGCUCCCCACAUCCCAAAACAUGAGCUAUCAGAUAUAAUUCUAUUCCUUCACAUUCCCAAGGCCACCCUGCUCAAUGGGGACUUGGGGUCCAGGAGCCUGCCUCUUCUUUCUGGAGGUCACAAGUGAAUAGCAAUAAUUCUGUUACCCAAAGCAUGCCGAGGACCGUGGAACCAGCCAGCAGAGCCUGCAGGCUGCGCGAAGGGCCCUGCAGUGCCACCAGCUUGGCUUCCUGCACAGGUACUCACCCUGUCUCAUGGAGUCCCACCCACUCUUGAGGAGGAGGGCCAGGAAGGCACUGGGGGGCUGGGUCACACUUGAGGAUUAAGGGAGCGAGAAACAGAUUCAGAUCAUGCAUGCACAGUCAAACUUCACAGUUUUAUCCUUUUAAAAUAGAUAUGAUAUACCUAAACAUUGCUAUAAUAUUUGUAUAUAUGAAAUCUCUCUAUAUUUGUUUAAUUUGAGCCAUUCAAUCUAAACCAAUGUACAGAUGUACAAUGAGAAACUUAAAUGCUCAGUUAUUUUUCCCAACACAGUGUAAAAUAACCCUUAACUGACAGCAGGAUUUGCAGAUUUUUGAUGUUAACAGCUUUGCUCAUUUCCUGGUAAAGGGUGGUUCAGUACCCAAUUUGUAACGGAGCCCGGGGAUGGAAAGUUACCUUUAAAUACAUGUACAAAUAGUUGUCAAAAGUAACGUUAUUAAAAUAGAUUUAUUAUCCCUGAGCGU